GGCUCAAAUAUUCGGCUCAGGCUAUUUAUCACAAGUUAUAACGACGCUUGGAUGAAAAUCUGAAGAGGGGAGAAAAAAUAGUGACAUCUUCAGUUAAUCUUGUCAACGGCGGAAGAGAGAGAUAGAGCAACAGAAGAGCAGAAGGAGGAGAAUACAUUGGGAACAUUGGUUUCAGAAUUAAAGCUGCAGGCGAUCUGCUAAAGAGCAAGGUGUCCUGGGCAAGCACUGCGCGAUAGGGGGAUACGCGUAAAGAGAGAAGAAACUCACGAUGGAUUGCAAAAUUCCAGAUUUUGCUGGUACUUGGAAAAUGAAAAGUUCCGAGAACUUCGAGGAGCUUCUCAAAGCAUUGGGUGUUAACGUGAUGCUGCGCAAGAUUGCGGUUGCAGCGGCAUCCAAGCCAUCUGUGGAGAUCACGCAGGACGGAGAGACCCUGUCAAUUAAAACCUCCACCUCUGUUAGGACCACCCAUGUCACCUUCACCGUAGGACAUGAGUUCAACGAGGCCACCGUGGAUGGACGUCCAUGCACGAGCUUACCUCGAUGGGAAACGGACAGGAAGAUUAGUUGCGAGCAGACUUUACAGAAGGGCGAGGGGCCGAAAACCUCAUGGACCAGAGAGCUGACCAAUGACGGAGAACUGAUUCUGACCAUGACUGCAGACGACGUCGUGUGCACACGAGUUUAUGUUAGAGAGUGAAAGUAGGAGGAAAAGGGAAGAUCACUCACUCCCCUAGUUAUCCACACCAUCUAUGACUGAUUUCAUAUAAUCAAUUUCCUCCUACCCAUGAUAUCAUCCAUCACACAGUGUAUUUGAGUAAUACAUCAGAGAGCCAAAAAGCACUUUUAAUUUUAAUCCUGGAUGACAGCUGCCUGCAUGUCAAAACCCAAGCCCUGGUAACCUGCCUUUGGUAAACCUGUCUGUCAUAAUCACAGUUAUCAUUAAGAAUGUGAGUGUGUCUUUGUAUUAUAUGCUGUCUAAAUAUGUUAUGUCUGUAGUUUAUUCACUUUUUUAGUCUUAUCAGUUCUAUUAAACUUCCAGUUCAUUGCUAAUGUUUUGUAAAUAUAUUUUAGUAAAACCUGAAGUUAAGGUUUUCAUCCCGAAUAUCUUUUCAUUGUGUUUUUAUAUAAACAAAUUCAUAAAUGAUAUCUGUGCAUGCUCAAUAAAGGUUACUGUUAACUCUUACAACA
This is a messenger RNA of Misgurnus anguillicaudatus (oriental weatherfish), 1188 nucleotides long. It is a transcript of the gene crabp2a, whose product is annotated as cellular retinoic acid binding protein 2, a. The record is from RefSeq and is a predicted model, not a curated record. NCBI's taxonomy places the organism in Eukaryota, Metazoa, Chordata, Actinopteri, Cypriniformes, Cobitidae. Gene Ontology annotation, molecular function: lipid binding.